AUGUUGGCACCGUCGAGGCUUGCCGGAGGGGUUUCUCAUCCUUUUUUGAUUUCGCUGCAACCUUCGCACAAGUCGUUCGUGAUCAAGAAGAAGUUGGCGAAGAAGAUGAGGCAGAACAGGCCCAUUCCACAUUGGGUCCGUACGCGAAUCAGGGAAUUUGUCAGGUACAACACGAAGCGCAGGCACUGGCGCUGCACCAAGCUGGGUUUUUGAGAGGGCGACUAGGUCAUUUCCUUCUCUCAAUCUAGCA
This is a messenger RNA of Asparagus officinalis (garden asparagus), 250 nucleotides long. RefSeq names its product 60S ribosomal protein L39-1-like. The transcript is spliced from 3 exons. Gene Ontology annotation, molecular function: structural constituent of ribosome. The record is from RefSeq and is a predicted model, not a curated record. Bases 1 to 213 code for a protein of 70 amino acids. Gene Ontology annotation, cellular component: ribosome; cytosolic large ribosomal subunit. NCBI's taxonomy places the organism in Eukaryota, Viridiplantae, Streptophyta, Magnoliopsida, Asparagales, Asparagaceae. Gene Ontology annotation, biological process: translation.